Aspergillus affinis is the source of this 1458-nucleotide messenger RNA. RefSeq lists its product as uncharacterized. The record is from RefSeq and is a predicted model, not a curated record. The transcript is spliced from 3 exons. Bases 1 to 1458 code for a protein of 485 amino acids. Lineage: Eukaryota; Fungi; Ascomycota; Eurotiomycetes; Eurotiales; Aspergillaceae.
AUGGUAUCCUAUGAUUCAAGCCACAAAUCUUCGUCUCCCCGUCAUCGACAGCCCCGCUGGAUUGCAUCACAUCAUGGUAACAGCUCUGCAGACCAGCAGGAGCCAUUCUGUGCAACAUGCAAGAAGCUAGGCUACACUUGUCAAGGGUACAUUUCAUCCCUUGUAAUUGUCCCCUUUCAGCCAGCAGGGAACAGCAUUCCUUUCAAGGAAAAAGAGUUGGGCAAAAACAAUACUCGGGCGUCGGCUGCUCGACGGGCAAUGCCAGUUUUGAUAUCUACAUUAGCUCCAGACCCGAUUUCAGUCUCCCGCGAGUAUUUCCUGCUUCGGCUUGUCGGCAGCGGAACAUGCUCCCAAGGGUCCGGGAUUCCUCGCCUUCUGUGUGCGUUCCUGGAUAGAGCCUUACCGAUCGGCUCCCUACAGCACAAAUGUAUGAAGGCGCUUACUGUGAGCUAUCACUCAACGACAGCUCUAGGUACUCGUGGAAGUCCCUCUGGGGAAGCAGUAAAGACAUACUCCCAGGCUCUGACGGCCGUUCGGAAAGCCAUUGACCAAGAUCUAACGACCGAACCGGACCUUCUGAUGAGCAUAAUGUGCCUUUGCCUUUACGAAAAUAUUGUCGUCACCGAGCCAAGGUCCUGGAUUGAGCACUACAAGGGCAUCUCUCGUCUGAUUCAGAUAAACGGGCCAGAGCGUUAUCGAAAUGGAAGAAACAGAGAUAUUUUGCUGGCAUUCCGCUAUACAAUAAUUGUGAGCGCUGGGACGCUUCAUCAGCCGUGCUUCCUGGCCGAGAAACGUUGGAGGAAAGCUAUAAAGCUGACCGAAGAUGAAUCACGCAAUAUAUUUGACACUUUGCUCAAUAUCGCAGUUGACAUCCCCGGUCUCCUACACGGCCUGGACUGUCUAAAAGAUGGCAAGCUUCUGGACAGAAGGAACCAUGCAGUCUUGGAAAUGAGUCUAAAGCAGACCUUGACGGCACUUCAACAGUGGCAAGAUACCUCGUUUUUUCGGCUUAGUGCAAGCAACACUUUUCCCCCGAGAUCCGUCGCCCAAACUGCUCCUGCAAUUGCCUUCUACCACAUGGCCCUUCUCCUCUUGGAAGAACUAUGUUACCUGCUUGGGGUCCCGUGGCUAACACCAUCGCCUCCGUCGUUAGAAGUGUCUGCCGGGCUGGACAGGCCAUCAACCGCACACACGCGAGCGCAGCGCAAGCACGCUCUGGCAAGCGAGAUUGUUUAUCUGGCACAGCAAUCCAUUGGCGAUAACACGAGUGUCUACGGGGUCCUCUGCUUCAUCAUGCCCUUGCAUGUAGCUCAUGACCAUCUUCUCCCCGCGAGUCCGGAGAUUGAUGCCAUUGGAAAUCUCAUGAAGACCGUUAUGGCUGGGCAGCAUGGGUUUCGUAUGGCGAUGCGGCAGGGGGGGAUGUAUACGUCUUUCUCGGGAUCAAGCUCUACUACCUAA